AAUCCUAGACCUGCGCUCUACACAAAUGUUCCUACCACCGCGGCCGCAACCAGUCUCAGAAAUGAAGCGUUGUUACAACUGUGUUAAUACGUAUUCCUAAACGAACCCUUUUCCCGCUCUGAAGCUUGCAACAUCGUGAGGCAGAGCAAUUUUAGAGGGUUUACGCUUAAUGCGCCAUUACUCUUGAACAGCGUGCAAAUAACGCAGGUGUCACUACAAGUAGCUGCAAAAGUACUACACUCGUAUGUUUGUUUUACACUCAGAUAUUAGGGUAUCAACCUGCAAUCAGGGCUUCAAUCUACAGUAAGGUAAUGAUCUGAUUGCAUAGAAUCUUGUCGCCAAAAUGGCUUCAAAUGGUCCAGCUCCAUCUAUGAAAAAAAGGGAAUCUUCUGGAUCGAGAGAAGGGGAUCAGCUAAUCAUCACACCAUUGGGCGCAGGCAAUGAAGUGGGUCGUUCCUGUGUUUUCAUGUCUUACAAGAACAAGACUGUUCUUUUUGACUGUGGUAUCCAUCCUGCAUAUUCAGGCAUGGCUGCUUUGCCUUACUUCGAUGAAAUAGACCCUUCAACCAUUGAUGUACUUUUGGUCACACAUUUUCACCUGGACCAUGCAGCUUCACUUCCAUAUUUCCUAGAGAAGACCACAUUCAAGGGCCGGGUUUUUAUGACCCAUGCUACAAAGGCUAUUUACAGGCUGAUUUUAUCAGAUUAUGUGAAAGUUAGCAAAGGUUCUGUUGAGGACAUGUUGUAUAAUGAGCAAGAUAUAAUACAAUCCAUGGAUAAAAUUGAGGUGAUCGAUUUCCACCAGACACUGGAAGUGAAUGGUAUUCGCUUCUGGUGCUAUACUGCUGGACAUGUACUCGGUGCUGCAAUGUUCAUGGUUGACAUCGCCGGGGUUCGUGUUCUUUACACAGGUGACUACUCGAGAGAGGAGGACCGCCACCUCCGUGCUGCUGAGCUCCCACAAUUCUCACCUGACGUGUGCGUCAUAGAGUCAACCUAUGGUGUACAGCUCCAUCAACCACGUGUUGUCCGUGAAAAACGUUUCACUGAUGUCAUUCAUAAUACUGUAGCUCAAGGUGGUCGGGUCCUUAUACCUGCCUUUGCCCUCGGACGAGCUCAAGAACUUCUGCUUAUACUUGAUGAGUAUUGGUCAGCCCACCCUGAACUCCAUAACAUCCCUAUAUAUUAUGCUUCGCCACUUGCUAAGCGUUGCAUGGCAGUGUACCAAACCUACAUUAAUGCAAUGAAUGAAAGGGUGAGGGCGCAAUUCGAGGUUUCCAACCCCUUUGAUUUCAAGCACAUCUCGUCACUCAAGAGCAUUGAGAACUUUGAUGAUGUUGGGCCUUCGGUUGUCAUGGCCAGCCCAAGUGGAUUGCAGAGUGGCCUCUCUAGGCAGUUGUUUGAUAUGUGGUGCCAGGACAAGAAGAAUGCCUGUGUUAUACCUGGUUAUGUUGUUGAAGGGACCCUGGCUAAGACCAUCAUCAAUGAGCCCAAGGAUGUGACACUUAGUAAUGGGCUUACAGUGCCUUUGAACAUGCAGGUCCAUUACAUUUCUUUCUCAGCACACGCUGAUUAUGGCCAGACCUUUGAAUUUUUAAAGGAUCUCAUGCCUCCAAACAUAAUCCUCGUUCAUGGUGAGGCAAAUGAGAUGGGGAGGCUGAAGCAAAAGCUCCUUGCACAAUUGCCUGAUAAAAACACAAAAAUCCUCACUCCAAAGAACUGCCAAACUGUUGAGAUGCAUUUCAAUUCAGAGAAGAUGGCAAAAGCAAUAGGCCGGUUAGCUGAAAAGAUUCCAAAAGAAGGUGAACAUGUAAAUGGGUUGCUUGUCAAGAAAGGCUUCACAUAUCAGAUAAUUGCGCCAGAGGACCUCCACAUAUUUACGCAGUUAUCAACUGGAAACAUAGCCCAAAGGAUCUCAGUCCCUUAUGAAGGUGCAUUCAGUGUGAUAAGGCACCGAUUAAAGCAAAUAUAUGAAAGUGUAGAGCCGUUGGGUGACCCAACUGAAAGUCCCACAGCUCUUCUUGUCCACGAUCGAGUUACAGUGAAGCAAGAAAACACUAAAUGUGUCUCAAUACAGUGGUCCACAGACCCAAUAAGCGAUAUGGUCUCUGACUCAGUCGUGACUGUCAUUUUGAAUAUAAAUAGAGGAAUUGCAAGAGUGGGGGUAAUGGGAGAGGGGGUCACCGAGGAAGAGAUGGAGAGGACAGCUGAGAAGGUGGUUUUGGCACUUCUUAAUUCACUCUUUGGUGAUGUGAAGAGGGUGGCUGGAGAGGAAGGGAAGAUGGUGGUUUCGGUUGAUGGGGUGGUUGCAACUGUUGAUAGCAAAAGUGGGGUUGUGGAGUGCGAGAAUGAGGGUCUCAAGCAGAGGUUGAGGACUGCUCUUCGAAGGAUCAAGAGUGCCGUGAAGCCGAUCCCUCUUCAGAAGGUCUGUUAGUGGGUGAUAAGUCCAUUCUGUUACCUGGAAAGGAAAUUGUAAGUAAAAACCUUAUGGGGUAUGGAAAGACCCAACUGCAUUGAGUCCUUACUAUCCUUUGAAAUGAUUGAGCAUGAUGAAGAUUGACGGGCCUUCAGCAAUAGGGAAUGAUCCCGAUGUGGGGACCUCUGUCUCUCUUUAUCACCAGUUGUCAUUCCAAUUGACGGUGAUAAUUUAAUGGAUUACAGUUUCGCAGUCUUUUGGAUGGUCAUGUACUUUCCUAUUCUAAAUUGCUUGAAGUUGUUAACAGUCAUUGACAAUUGCCCUGAAGUACCUUCCUCUUCUCUUUAAACUCUAUACUCCUUUAUUACUAUAAUUAAAAGUCAACAUUCUCAAAAAAGUUUGGCCUGAA
Molecule: messenger RNA, 2825 nt
Organism: Amborella trichopoda
Lineage: Eukaryota; Viridiplantae; Streptophyta; Magnoliopsida; Amborellales; Amborellaceae
Product: cleavage and polyadenylation specificity factor subunit 3-I
Biological process (GO): mRNA 3'-end processing by stem-loop binding and cleavage
Cellular component (GO): mRNA cleavage and polyadenylation specificity factor complex
Molecular function (GO): 5'-3' RNA exonuclease activity; RNA binding; RNA endonuclease activity
Source: RefSeq, a predicted model, not a curated record